UCACGGCGGUGCUGGAGCGGCCGGGGGCCAGCAGCCCCGGGGGCCAGCAGCCUCGCCGCCACGGCCGCUGCGCACCCGCGGGCCCGGCACCGGCGCCUCCGGCCAGGAUGGCUCCUCAGAUCUAGACAGGAAGACCAGAGCAGUGCUGGAAAUCUCCAUCCAAGUGACAGUAGGAUUGGGAUAAAGGAGCUGCCGUGAGGAUGUCUGAAGCCAAACCCCUCAGCAUCUCUUGCCUCAUGCUUUCCUUGCUCUCCUUGCACUGGGCUUUGCUCCAGCUGGGCCAGGCUUUUCCCAGCACCUCUGACUACCUCCAGCGGGGCUGGCAACGGCUGCUGGAGGAAGGGGAGGGCUGCACUGAGUGCCAGCCCGAGGAGUGCCCGAUGCCACGCGGGUGCCUGGCAGGCACAGUGCGAGAUGCCUGUGACUGUUGCUGGGAAUGUGCCAACCUGGAGGGACAGAUCUGUGACCUGGACAACACCAACCACUUCUACGGCAAGUGUGGGGAGCACCUGGAGUGCCGGUUGGAUGCUGGGGACUUGCGUCACGGAGAGGUGCCCGAGCCCCAGUGUGCCUGCCUCUCCCAGCUGGCCCUCUGCGGCUCUGAUGGCAAAACCUACGCCCAGAUCUGCAGGUUCCUGGAGGCUGCCCAUGCUCACCCCGAUGCCAACCUCACUGUGGCCCAUGAAGGUCCCUGCGAGACAGAGCCUCAGAUCACCUCUCCUCCCUAUGACACAUGGAACGUCACCGGGCAGGAUGUCAUCUUCGGCUGCGAGGUCUUCGCCUACCCCAUGGCAUCCAUUGAGUGGAGGAAGGAUGGCACAGAGAUGCUGCUGCCUGGAGAUGACCCCCACAUCUCUGUCCAGUUCAGAGGUGGCCCCCAGAAAUACGAAGUGACAGGCUGGCUCCAGAUCCAGGGUGUGCGGGUGACGGACGAGGGCACGUACCGCUGCUUCGCCAGGAACAGGGUCGGGGAGGCGGUGGCACUGGCCAGCCUGACUGUCUUCACUCCGGACCAACUCAACCUGACAGACUUCUCCAUGCUGAAGCCCCAUGUGACACCUGAGGACUACAGGGAGAGUGAGGAGGACUACUACUAGCCCAGAGAUGGCAUGUUCAGCUGCAGAGAUCACCUUGCCCAGAGCGACCCUUCCCUGGGACUUGGGGACAUCUCUGGAGCAAGCAUCCUCUGGCCCAAAACUCCUUUUCUGAACAAUCCUGGCAUAGCAGCCUGUUUUUUGGGGUGGGGAACAGGGUGACACAACCUUUUUGGGUACCGAGGGAUGGGAUACUGGCUGCUUGGCAAGGGCUGGGGCCAGGGACAGCUCUGCCUGGAGCAGGGUGGAUCUGUCCUCUGGCACUGAGCAGGUAGGACACUGCCAGGACAGCUGUGCUGUGUGUGAUAAGGACUUGGUGCAGGGGAUGGAGACAGCCCCCUUUGGGAGAGGAGGCCAGGGCAGGAGCAUUAAGUCCUGUAUGAAUAAUACUUGGGGAAACUGGAGCAGAGAGCUGGGACCUGACUGUGAUAGCCAGUGUCACCUCUCCGUCUGCUCUGUAUCCCCCAAGCACAGAGACAUCCCAGCUUCUCCCCAGGACCUGAGGAACCUGCUGCCAAAACACCCUUCUCUUCUGUUUUGUUUUUAACCAGAAAAGUAGUGAUUUGAGGAAACCAGGCA
Molecule: messenger RNA, 1673 nt
Organism: Lonchura striata (white-rumped munia)
Lineage: Eukaryota; Metazoa; Chordata; Aves; Passeriformes; Estrildidae
Gene: KAZALD1
Product: Kazal type serine peptidase inhibitor domain 1
Biological process (GO): regulation of cell growth; regulation of signal transduction
Cellular component (GO): extracellular region
Molecular function (GO): insulin-like growth factor binding
Source: RefSeq, a predicted model, not a curated record